This is a messenger RNA of Magallana angulata, 3286 nucleotides long. RefSeq names its product A disintegrin and metalloproteinase with thrombospondin motifs adt-1-like. The record is from RefSeq and is a predicted model, not a curated record. Lineage: Eukaryota; Metazoa; Mollusca; Bivalvia; Ostreida; Ostreidae. Bases 51 to 3230 code for a protein of 1059 amino acids. The transcript has 23 exons. Gene Ontology annotation, molecular function: protein binding.
GUAUUGUUUGUUUGCACGGGUAUCCGCUCACGAAGAGUGUGACCAAAGCGAUGAGUGGACCUCUGAAGUCAAAUUUGUUUUUCUACAGGGUCUUAAAGCUUGUUUUGGUGAUAGCACUGUUUACAUUGCCCGAGUACAGAGUAUCCGCAGUAACCUGUAGUUCUGGAUGGACCAAGUACGGAGAGAACUGUUACCGACUGUACACGUCAAAACUGCCGUGGAUGAACGCCCUGAAGGCGUGUCAGGCCGUGGGUAGUAGUCUGGUGGACGUAGGCUCAGACGGGGAACAGACCUUUGUACACAAUCUCGCCAGAGGGUACGAGUUUUGGAUCAGUGGGUCAGAUUCUUCCACUGAGGGUCAGUGGCUGUGGUACGGAAGUAUUCAGUCCUGGGGGUACACCAAAUGGAACUCACGCGAGCCCAAUAACGCUGGGGGCGAGGACUGUGCCAGUUUACUGAGCAGUGGACGGUGGAACGAUUACCCAUGUAGCCGAAGCAUGGCCUACAUCUGUGAACAAACAACUGCACUGGACGCCUGUGACUCCACAUGGAGUUUUAGGAACGGUAGAUGCUACAAGCUGUUUACGUCAAAAGUCACGUGGUCUAACGCGUUGAAGACCUGUCAGGCCAACUCAGCUAACCUGGUUAACAUUGCUGAUUCCGGCGAAAAUUCCUUUGUCCAUGGUUUACUGAGAGGCGAGAGCGUGUGGAUGGGAGGGUUUGACGGACCGACGGAGGGAUCGUGGGCGUGGUCCGGGGGAGUUUUCACCUGGAGCUACACUAACUGGAAGUCAGGCGAACCAAACAACUCUGGGGACGAAGAUUGCAACAUGAUGUACUCUAGCGACGGAAAAUGGAAUGAUGGGAAAUGUUCUGGAUCACUGCAGUUCAUGUGUGAAAAAAAUACACCUCCAAUAAAUGGUGGAUGGUCAGGUUUUGGAUCUUACGGUUCAUGCUCUAGAUCUUGCGGGGGAGGUACUAAGACGAGGUCAAGGACUUGUACAAACCCUGCCCCUCAGUGGGGAGGGGACAACUGUCCCGGAUCUUCUACGUCCUCUCAGGCCUGCAACACCCAUAGUUGCCCAAUCAAUGGGGGCUGGUCAAGCUGGGGAGGUUACGGGUCCUGUACCGUGACGUGUGGAGGAGGGACUCAGCAGAGGUCACGCACCUGUACUAACCCCGCCCCCCAGUAUGGCGGGGCCAACUGUCCGUCAACUAGUACAUCGUCACAGAGCUGUAACACACAUAAUUGUCCAAUUGAUGGUCAGUGGACCAGCUGGGGUUCAUGGGGUUCAUGCUCAGUCAGCUGUGGAGGCGGAAGUCAGUCAAGAUCAAGGUCAUGCACAAACCCCGCCCCCCAGUAUGGAGGCAGUGCUUGCCCAGGCUCCUCCUCUGCGUCACAGGCCUGUAACACACACAACUGUCCAAUAAAUGGAGGCUGGACUAGCUGGGGGAGUUACAGGUCCUGUACUGUUACAUGUGGAGGAGGGACUCAGCAGAGGUCACGCACCUGUACUAACCCCGCCCCCCAGUACGGUGGGGCUAACUGUCCGUGGAGCAGUACAUCGUCACAGAGCUGUAACACGCAUAAUUGUCCAAUUGAUGGUCAGUGGACCAGCUGGGGUUCAUGGGGUUCAUGCUCAGUCAGCUGUGGAGGCGGAAGUCAGUCAAGAUCAAGGUCAUGCACAAAUCCCGCCCCCCAGUAUGGAGGCAGUGCUUGCCCAGGGUUCUCCUCAACGUCACAGGCCUGUAACACACAUAACUGUCCAAUCAAUGGAGGCUGGGCUAGCUGGGGGAGUUACGGGUCCUGUACUGUGACGUGUGGAGGAGGGACUCAGCAGAGGUCACACACCUGUACUAACCCCGCCCCCCAGUACGGCGGGGCCAACUGUCCGUCAAGUAGUACAUCCUCACAGAGCUGUAACACACAAAAUUGUCCAAUUGAUGGACGGUGGUCAAGUUGGGGAUCCUAUGGCACAUGCUCAGUGACCUGUGGAGGCGGAAGUCAGUCUCGUUCUCGUACCUGCACGAGUCCAUCCCCCCAAUAUGGCGGCGCUUCCUGUCCUGGGGCUAAUUCAAUGUCUCAAGAUUGCAACACGCAGGUUUGCAUAAUUGACGGAAGUUGGGGAGCUUGGGCAACGUGGGGGGCUUGUACAAAGACCUGUGGGGGCGGAAGAAGGUCGCGCUCACGAUUUUGCACCAACCCAAGACCGGCUAAUGGCGGAUUAGACUGCCCAGGGAGCUCAGCUGAUUUUGACGAUUGUAACACAGGGACAUGCCCAAUUAAUGGUGGAUGGGCGGGAUUCGGUUCAUACGGCGCAUGCUCCAAAACCUGCGGGGGAGGUACUCAGACGAGGUCAAGGACGUGUACAAACCCCGCCCCUCAGUGGGGAGGAGACAACUGUCCCGGAUCCUCUACGUCAUCACAGGCUUGCAACACCCACAGUUGCCCAAUUGAUGGAGGCUGGGCUAGCUGGGGGAGUUACGGGUCCUGUACUGUGACGUGUGGAGGAGGGACUCAGCAGAGGUCACGCACCUGUACUAACCCCGCCCCCCAGUAUGGCGGGGCCAACUGUCCGUCGAGUAGUACAUCGUCACAGAGCUGUAACACACAUAAUUGUCCAAUUGAUGGGCAAUGGUCCAGUUGGGGAUCCUACGGCACAUGCUCAGUGACCUGUGGAGGCGGAACUCAGUCUCGUUCUCGCACCUGUACAAACCCUGCGCCACAAUAUGGCGGCGCUUCCUGUUCAGGGGCUACUUCAAUGUCUCAGGAUUGCAAUACGCAGGUUUGCAUAAUUGACGGAAGUUGGGGAGCUUGGGCGGCGUGGGGGUCGUGUACAAAGACCUGUAGCGGUGGAAGACGAUCCCGCGCACGAAUUUGCGAUAACCCAAAACCGGCUAAUGGCGGGUUAGACUGCCCAGGGAGCUCGGCCGAUUUCGGUGAUUGUAAUACGGCUGCUUGCCCUACAGUGGCCGCUGGAACAUAUCAACAGUUAUGUCCCUCUGGGUGGUUCACCUGUCAGUCGGGGGGUAUCACCUGCAUCCAGGAAUCAUUCAAGUGUGACUGUUCAACUGACUGUGACGACGGAAGUGACGAAUCAGCUACAUACGGCAAUUGUACCCUAGCAGCCUUGUGUGAAAAUGGGGCUGGUCGGUUUGCCGUUUCCUUGCCAUUUCUUGUUGGAACACUUCUGAGUGGCCUUUUUGCCUUGUUUUUAUCUUUGAGAUGAUUCAAACAUUUUUAAUAGAGACAGUCUAUUGGUAUCAUAAAAUACAAGCAAUCAUG